Messenger RNA from Drosophila mojavensis, 4347 nucleotides. RefSeq names its product axoneme-associated protein mst101(2). The record is from RefSeq and is a predicted model, not a curated record. Bases 91 to 4038 code for a protein of 1315 amino acids. The transcript is spliced from 2 exons. NCBI's taxonomy places the organism in Eukaryota, Metazoa, Arthropoda, Insecta, Diptera, Drosophilidae.
AGAUUAUUAUUGUUUGCUUGAGUUUAGUCUGGGCCAGACCUCAAAAUUUCUAGUAAAAAGUCGAAUUUCAUUUUAUAGCCCUGGCCAAAGAUGUUUACGCGAACAGUUGUAAGCUGCAAUCCGCAGGCAUUAGCGAGGUCGUGCAACUCUUGCAUGCAGCCCGUGAUCACGUUCAGCAAUUCUUUGUUUUGCAAUGGACUCAUGCAAAGGCUGGACAACUGUCAAAUUACUACGCGUACAGUCGCCACUGACCAAACUGAAGACUCUAUUGGUCGUAAUCAUAGCUCGAAUGUUAAGGCCACAGGUCGAAGGCAUAACGACAGUAAGGCUGCCCCGAAAGGCAAGCUACCGGUUCAAGGCAAACCCGCCACACGCAAAUACAGGGUGUCUUGUCAACGCUUCUAUAACGAUGAUUUUAGGCGGCGGGAUGUUGGAUCAAUUUCACAAAGGCGAAGGGAAUUGGUUGUUCGGCAGAGCAAGGAAAUGCUGAACGAACUGGAAAACCUGAGAGUUCAGUGUGAAAGCUUGGUUCAACAGCACCCGAAUGCCAAUUUGGUCGAGCUGGAAGAUUUGAAUAGUGAGGCAAGAGCCAUUGUCGAGAUAUGCAAAGAGCUGAAUCAGCAACAUGAGAGCAAUAAAAUGCCAGAGCGUAUUAAAAAUUCAUCACAUUCGGGAAAUACAAUUAUCAAGCAAGAUAAGCAGAAAAAGCAACAACACAUUUUGAAAAGGCAAUGCAAAGCUUUGGCCAAAACGAAGUCAUUACAAUGGAAAAACGCAGUUGCUAAUGGAGAGGAGCAGCUUGAACAGAAGGUUAAGGAACUGGCCCAGUAUAAAGAGUCUGGUCAAUCGGCCAAACAGCAAACGCAAUCGAAGAAUAAAAUCGACAGGAAUAUGGAUGACAUAUUUGACCACCUUCAUCAAUUUAGGCUCGAAAAGGAGCAGUUCGUAAAGCAACAUGAAGUUUUGAAAAGGCUUGAAGAGCUGAAGCAUCAGUGUAGAAGUUUGGCAUACAUGGCAAAGGUGAAGCCCAUGGGGGCGAUUGGUACUACAGAUCCAGAUAAUUUCAAACAGCAGUGUAGAGAGAUGUCGCGUAAGGCAAAUAAUGCAAAAGAUGAAACCAAUAAGGAUAAAGGUGGAAAAUCAGAUAAAUCGAAAAAAGAAAAAGGAGACAAAAAGCAAGCCAAAGGUGAAACUCAACAAAAAGAAAAGGGAAAUGCAAAGGAAAAGGGAGAAGGCAAAGAAGGGGAGGGAAAGAAGACCGACGAAAUGGCUGAGUGUGAAAAAAUGGCUAAAGAAGAAGAAGAAAUGAAGUGCAAAGAGCAAGCCAUGAGAGAAGAGUGCGCGAUAUUACUCGAAGAGGAAAAAGCAAGGAAAAUUAAAGAAGCGAAGCAAAAGAAGAGCAGAGCAUUUCAGAAAAAACUAGAGCGCGAAAACAAAAAGAGGCAAGAAAGAGAGAAAAAAAAGAAAGAGAUGGACAAGAAAUGUCAGGAGUUUGCCCAGGAAGAAGAGUGUGAUAAAUUAGCUAAGAAAGAAAAAGAACAGAAAGAAAAUGAAGAGCUGGAAAAUAAAUGCAAAGAACUAUCCGAAAAAGAUCAGUGCAGUAAAUCCGACAAAGGAAAAGAUGAAAAGAAACAAGGCACGAAAGGUGCCAAGGCCGAAAAGGGAAAGAACGAGAAAGGAAAAGGCACAGAUCAGAAAACAAAGACCGAUACCAAAAAGAAACCAAACAAGAUAAUGGCCACCUUUGAAGAACUCAAGGAACAUUGCCGAAAUUUGGCUAAGAUGGCGAAAGCUAAUUGCAAGAAAGACACUCCUUGUAAAGUAGACCAUAUUGAAAAAGAAUGCAUGGAAAAGGGCCAAAAAGAACUGUGUGAUAACGCAAAUAAAAAGGAGAAGGGCCAGGAAAAGAAGGGCAAAGGUAAGGGAGAAGAAAAGAAAGGGAAAGAAGAACAGAAAGGCAAAGCUAAGACAGAAGAAAAGCAAGGUAAAGCUAAGGGAGAAGAAAAGAAAGACGCGGCCACGGCGAAAAAAGAUAAGGGUCAGGAAAAGAAAGAUUCGGGAAAUAAAUCAGCCCAACAAAAAGCUGAUGCAGAGAGAAAGGCGAAACUAAAAAAAUGCAAAGAGUUGGCUGAAAAAGAUAAAUGCGCCGCGUUAGCUAAACAGAAAAAUAAAGGGAAAAAUCUAAAGCAGAAAUGCAAAGAGUUAGCACAAAAAGAACAGUGCGCUAAAUUAGCUAAGAAAGAAAAGAAAAAUAAAGGCGAAGACGAAUGCGAAACAGAAAAUAAGGACAAAGGCGCGGAUCAAAAACUAGACAAAAAGGCGCGAUGUGCCCAACUGGCAAAGAAACAAAGAGCCAAGAAAAAAGCAUUGGCCGAAGAGAAACAAUGUGCUGAAUUGGCGAAAAAAGAAGAAGAGCAGAAAAAGGCGUUGGCCCAAAAGGAAGCAUGGGCUAAAUUGGCAAAGAAAGCAAAGGAGAAAUGUAAAAAGUUGGCCGAAAAAGAACUAUGCGCUAAAUUGGCUGAAGAGGAGCAAUGCGCUAGAUUGGCAGAAGAAGAGAAAUGCGCUAAACUGGCUGAAGAAGCAAAAUGUGCUGAAUUGGCAGAAGCAGAGAAAUGCGCUAAGUUGGCAGAAGAAGCAAAAUGCGCAAAAUUGGCAGAACAAGAGAAAUGCGCUAAAUCGGAAGAGAAAGAAGAGGGAGAGGACAAGUCCAAAGAUGGAAAAGGUGAUAAAGAUCUAGAUGAAAGCUGUAAAAAAUUGGCGGAGGAAGAACAAUGUGCUAAAUUAGCAGAGAAAGAAAAGAAGAAUAAGAGCAAAGAUGGAAAGGGUGAUAAAGACCUAGAUAAAAAGUGUAAGAAAUUGGCAGAAGAAGAAUGCGCUAAAUUGGCAGAGAAAGAAAAGGGGAAGGACAAAUCCAAAGAAGGAAACGGUGAUAAAGGCCUAGAUAAAAAGUGUAAAAAAUUGGCAGAAGAGGCACAAUGCGCUAAGUUGUCAAAAAAACAAAAAGAACAGGAAGGCAAGAGUGAAAAAGGAAAAGGUGAUAAGGAUAUAGAUAAACAGUGUAAAGAAUUGGCGGAAAAAGAACAAUGCGCUAAAUCAGCAGAGAAAGAAAAGAAGAAUAAGAGCAAGGAUGGAAAGGGUGAUAAAGACCUAGAUAAACAGUGUAAAAAAUUGGCGGAAAAAGAACAAUGCGCUAAAUUAGCAGAGAAAGAAAAGAAGAAUAAGAGCAAGGAUGGAAAGGGUGAUAAAGACCUAGAUAAACAGUGUAAAAAAUUGGCGGAAAAAGAACAGUGCGCUAAAUUGGCAGAAAAAGAGAAAUGCGCUAAAUUGGCAAAGAAAGAAAAGGAGGGCGAGAGUAAAAAAGGAAAAGGUGACAAAGAUCUAGAUAAAAAGUGUAAAGAAUUGGCGUUAGAAGAACAAUGCGCUAAAUUGGCAAAGAAUGCAAGGAAGGAAAAGAGUAAAAAGGGAAAUGGUGACAAAAAUCUAGAUAAAAAAUGUAAAAAAUUGGCUGAAAAGGAACUAUGCGCCAAACUAGCUAAAAAAGAAAAGGAUGGCAAGGGCAAAAAAGGAAAGGGUGUCAAAAACCUUGAGAAAAAGUGUAAAGAAUUAGCUAAGAAAGAAAAGAAAGCCUUCGAAAAGAAAUGCAAAGAAUUGGCAGAAAGAGAACAAUGCGGUAAGCUCGCCAAAAAGGAAAAAGAACGAAAGCUAAAGGCACAAUGCAAAGCAAUGGCUGAAAAAGAAAUGUCCGCCAAAUUAGCUAAGAAAGGGAAAUCUAGCAAUAAUAAACAAGCUAACAAAGACGAAGAAUUUAAAGAAAAGUGCAAGGAACUGGCCGAGAAAGAAAAAUGCAAAAAAAUGGAACAGCAGUCAAAUUUUGAAAAACUUAAGGAGCUUUGUAAGAAGUUGUCUGAACAGAAGAAAUGUAGUGAAAUUAAGAAAAAACAGGAGAAAAAGAGCCGAGACGAUCGUAAAGCAGCUGGUAUGAAAUUACGAAAAGAGUGUCAAAGAAUUGCCGCCCAAGAAAAGCCUGAAGAUUCCUGAAAACAAGUGUCAGCCUGAAAACUUGUGUUAGCAGAAAUCGUGUCGUAUGCAGAGUAUAGCAAACUUUUCAAUAGCAAUGAAUACUAUUGUUCAAGCCGCAAAAAUUUCACUUUAACAUGGAAAUGUGUUUAUAGAGAUAAAGGAAAUUUUUAGUGGUAAAAUGUAUAAGCAAUAAUAUUUAUCAAAUAAUUUGAAAUUUAAAAUUUAUUCAAACUGCUCCCCUCUGUUCCACGCAUUAAAAUCAGAUUCAUGUAUUUAACCCAUUGGAACCAAAGUUAUCAAAUACAUGAGCUGUAGUUUCUAUAUCAA